AUCUUUAUCGUCUGCCGCAAAGAGGGCUGAAGGAGAAGCGAGGAAAGGUGAGGCCGAUAGAUAGAGGAGCUGCGGCGCCGCCGGCGAGCGAAGAGUGGAGGAUCCGAUCCGAAGCGAGAGGACUGAAUCCUGCGGCCGGGAGGGACGCGGGACCACGACGAGCGUCGUCGUCGGUGCCAAGCAACGGCAGUUGUCCCUGUCCAGAGCACAGGCAAGAUGGUUAACGCGAUCAAGGGGCUGUUCAUCUCCUGCGACGUACCUAUGGCACAGUUCAUCGUCAACCUGAACGCGUCGAUGCCGCCGUCGGAGAGGUUCAUCGUGCACAUGCUCGACCCUACCAACAUGUUCGUGCAGCCUCACGUGGCGCACAUGAUCAGGAGCAAGAUCGGGGAGUUCAGGGACCAGAACAGCUACGAGAAGCCGCAGUAGUGGAGGAUCUACCGCGUCCUACACUCCUUCCUUGGGACUUGCUUUCGUUGCCUGUAUUAUUUCUGCUGUGAGCUGAGCACCUCAGCGGAAACGAGUACGCCAAAUAGAUCCCACCUGUGGCCUUGAAAUCAUACUGCUAUGUGCUAUAAACGUGCAGAGGGCACUGCUACUGUGCUGCACUUGUGGUAUUCUGGGAUUCUUUUUGUCAGGUCCUUAAAAUCCGUUGAGAAUUUGAGAUC
Messenger RNA from Zea mays, 668 nucleotides. Its product is annotated as REX1 DNA Repair family protein. The record is from RefSeq and is marked provisional. The coding region runs from base 217 to 429 and encodes 70 amino acids. NCBI's taxonomy places the organism in Eukaryota, Viridiplantae, Streptophyta, Magnoliopsida, Poales, Poaceae. Gene Ontology annotation, cellular component: transcription factor TFIIH holo complex; transcription factor TFIIH core complex. Gene Ontology annotation, biological process: transcription by RNA polymerase II; nucleotide-excision repair; nucleotide-excision repair, preincision complex assembly. The transcript has 3 exons.